AUGUUGUCCAAUCAUUUCCAAAACGGCAUCGAAACGGCGAAGCUUGUUUGGUCGCGGAUUCCAAACUCGGAAGAUUUGCAGUACCUGGAUGAUGCUGUUGGCCACUUGAAGAAGAGCGAUGGAAGUGGCGUUGAGAGCCUUGACUACGAAGUCAUAGAGAACUAUGCUUACCGAGAAGAACAGGCGCAAAGAGGGAAGCUAUACGUGAGCUACUUACUGGUCGUGAAAUGGUUCUUUGCCUUGCUCAUUGGCAUCGGUACUGGACUUGCUGCCAUUUUCAUUAAUAUUUCUGUUGAGAACUUUGCUGGUUGGAAGUACUCAUUGACAUUUAAUAUAAUCCAAAAAUCAUACGUGGCUGGUUUCAUUGUAUAUGUCCUUAUCAACUUGGUUUUGGUCUACUCCUCUGUAUAUAUUGUCACACAAUUUUCACCAGCGGCAGCUGGAUCUGGUAUUCCUGAAAUCAAGGGCUACUUGAAUGGAAUUGAUGUUCAUGGCAUCCUUCUUUUCAGAACCUUGAUUGGAAAGAUUUUUGGUAGCAUCGGCUCAGUGGCAGGUGGCCUUGCUUUGGGUAAAGAAGGUCCUCUUGUUCAUACUGGUGCAUGUAUUGCUUCUUUGCUUGGACAAGGUGGAUCCACUAAGUAUCAUCUAAGUUCGAGGUGGUUUCAAGUAUUCAAAAGUGAUCGAGACCGCCGUGAUCUUGUAACCUGUGGGUGUGCAGCGGGAGUUGCUGCUGCAUUUAGAGCUCCUGUUGGUGGUGUAUUGUUUGCAUUGGAAGAGGUUACAUCAUGGUGGAGGAGUCAAUUGAUGUGGCGGGUCUUCUUCACAUCAGCUGUUGUGGCUGUUGUGGUGCGUACUGCAAUGGGGUGGUGUAAGAAUGAGACGUGUGGACAUUUUGGCUCGGGUGGAUUUAUAAUAUGGGAUGUAUCAGAUGGCCAAGAGGAUUAUUCCUUCAUGGAGUUAUUACCAAUGGCUAUUAUUGGGGUUAUUGGAGGCUUGCUAGGAGCCUUGUUUAACCAGCUUACUCUUUAUAUUACUUCUUGGCGCCGCAAUUAUCUGCACAAAAAAGGGAUCCGUGUCAAGAUUGUUGAAGCAUGCCUUGUCUCACUGUUGACGUCAGUUAUUUCAUUUUGCUUACCACUUCUCAGAAAAUGUAGUCCUUGCCCUGAAUCUGAUCCUGAUUGUCCUCGGCCUCCUGGAAUGUAUGGGAAUUAUGUCAAUUUCUUUUGUAGCAAGGAAAAGGAAUACAAUGAUCUUGCUACUAUUUUCUUUAACACGCAGGAUGAUGCCAUAAGGAACUUGUUCAGCGCAAAAACAAUACAUGAGUUCAGCGCCCAAAGUUUAUUAACCUUUUUGGUUAUGUUUUAUACUUUAGCCGUGGUUACAUUUGGUACUGCUGUUCCAGCUGGUCAGUUUGUUCCUGGAAUCAUGAUAGGAUCAACAUAUGGGCGCCUAGUUGGCAUGUUUGUUGUAAGAUAUUACAGGAAGCCCAACAUUGAAGAGGGAACGUAUGCUCUGCUGGGAGCCGCAUCUUUUCUUGGAGGUUCAAUGCGGAUGACAGUGUCUCUCUGUGUUAUUAUGGUUGAAAUCACAAAUAACUUAAAAUUUUUACCCCUUAUUAUGCUUGUUCUUCUUAUAUCAAAGGCUGUUGGUGAUGCUUUUAAUGAGGGUCUCUAUGAAGAGCAGGCACGACUGAGGGGUAUUCCAUUACUGGAACCAAGGCCCAAAUAUGUGAUGCGGAAUAUGACAGCAAGGGAGGCCUGCGGAAGUGGAAUGGUGAUAUCCUUCCCCCGUGUUGCUAAGGUUGCAGAUGUAGUUUCUAUCCUUCGGAGCAACAAACACAAUGGUUUUCCCGUGAUUGAUCACACAAGAAGUGGAGAACCACUUGUUAUUGGAUUAGUACUUCGAAGUCAUUUAUUGGUAAUUCUGCAAUCAAAGGUCGAUUUCCAGCAUAGUCCUUUACCCUCUGAUGCCAGAGGUGGAGUGAGGCCAAUAAGGCAUGACUUUGAUGAAUUUGCGAAGCCUGUUUCUAGUAAGGGAAUAUCUAUAGACGAUAUACUUUUAAGUUCAGAUGACUUGGAAAUGUACAUAGAUCUUGCCCCUUUUUUGAAUCCAUCACCAUAUAUUGUGCCGGAAGAUAUGUCCUUGACAAAGGUUUACAAUCUUUUCCGCCAAUUAGGGUUGAGACAUCUAUUUGUUGUUCCGCGUCCAUCUCGUGUACUUGGCUUGAUAACCAGAAAAGACUUGUUGAUUGAGGACACUGAAACUGUGAAUACAGUGGAGCUCCAGUCAACUAGAGUAAGAAUGCAGAAUCGCGAUAAAAAAUUGAUGACCAGUAAUGCAGAUGCUGAGCGGCCUUUGUUGAAUGGCCUACUGAUUCAGGAUCAAAUUUCUGGCUAGUGCUGCUUGCAAUUUCCCACAGAUUAGGCCUAUCUACAUUCGAUUUUGUCUCUAGUUUAUUCUUUUUAUUUUUAAAAUUUAAAUCUAAAUAUGAUAUGGGUCCCCCAUGGUUGGUCGGGAUUACUCUUUAGUGGAAGGGGUAGCAAACAAUGCCCCAGAAUUUUGUAUAUUAUCUACUGGGCAAAUGUGGUUUAGCAAUUUAUCAUAGACUAUAGAUAAGACGAAGUUCUCAGAAUUUAGCAUCCGAAUGGAAAUGUGUGAAUAUUUUUUUCUAUCAUGCUGGUUUAUUGAUUCAUGAGAUUACUUUUCUUA
Messenger RNA from Neltuma alba, 2709 nucleotides. Its product is annotated as chloride channel protein CLC-d. The transcript has 23 exons. Gene Ontology annotation, biological process: chloride transport; transmembrane transport. Gene Ontology annotation, molecular function: voltage-gated chloride channel activity. Bases 1 to 2397 code for a protein of 798 amino acids. The record is from RefSeq and is a predicted model, not a curated record. NCBI's taxonomy places the organism in Eukaryota, Viridiplantae, Streptophyta, Magnoliopsida, Fabales, Fabaceae. Gene Ontology annotation, cellular component: membrane; intracellular membrane-bounded organelle.